CGACGCGCGCGAUCCGCCAGUCAGUCCAGUGUUUGCCGAGCGAGAGAACAGUCCUGGAGGCAGCGUCCAGUCCCGGCCUCUCCCUUUCUCUCUCUCGUUCGCUCACUCCCUCUGCCGCAUCGGCGCCGGCCGGCGAGUUCACCCCGGGCUGUAUGCCCCUCUCUCUCUCUCUCUCUCUGCUCCGCUCUGUGCACCGCCGUCUGUCUCUCUCUGUCCUGCACCGCGAGUGACACCGCAGUGACCUGUCGCAGUGGAUUAACGCGCCGUCGACAAGCGCCACUAAGAAGGGCGCCCACCGAGCUCCGGCGCGCGUCCGCACAGGACCGCGAGCAAGCGCAGGCAGGCCGCCGAGGACGUCGUCGCCGUCGCCAGCCUCACCAUGUCGGCCAAGAGGAAGGCCAGCAUCCCAAAGUCCGUCGGCGCCAGUAACGGCCCCGUCUCCUUCGUCACGCACCAGGAGAAGUUUUCGCCCGUCGAGGCGGACGCCGCGGACGACGACCACUUUGGAGGUCGCAAUGGUGACCUCCGCCUCUCCCUGUCCUCCGUGUCGUCGUCGGACCGGUCGCCGGGAAGCACCACGGUCGCCGACGACCCCACUGCCGCCCUGAACGCCACGGCCGCGCUGUGGAGUUACCACGCGGCACUCACGGCCAAGAAGGCGACCCCGCCCGGCCUGCUGGAGCAGACGAGCCCCGUGGACCGCUCCUCACUCGGCCACGAUGCUUCCUCCGUCCACGACGAGACCUCCUCGAGCGGCAACAAGGACGAUGAAGAGGACGACGAUGACGAGUCAGACGAUCGCCUCGACGCGCACAAGUACGACCCGGAGCGUCUGAAGGCCUUCAAUAUGUUUGUUCGUCUCUUCGUAGAUGAAAACCUUGACAGGAUUGUCCCAAUUUCUAAACAGCCCAAGGAAAAAAUUCAAGCUAUAAUUGACUCUUGCACUCGACAAUUUCCUGAGUUUGCAGAGCGUGCCAGAAAAAGAAUUCGAACCUACCUCAAGUCAUGUAGACGGAAUAAAAGAACCAGAGAUAGCAAUGGUACCUGGGAUACAGCUAGACCAACUCCUGCCCAUCUCACAUCAGUGCAGGCAGAACAGAUUUUGGCGUCAGCUUGUGAAAAUGAGAGCCACAAUGCCAAACGGAUGCGUCUAGGCCUGGAACCUGUCAGUCAGCCCAUGCCAUUGUUACCUGGAACUGUGCCGGUGGAGACUUUAUCAAGAACGACAAUGCUUGACCACUUUACCACGACGCAGGCAACUUCAACUCCAAUAACAGUUGCUGCCAUUGGUACAGCUUCAGGACCAACAGUACCUCUCAAUCCUGCAAUUAAUAUGAGCACCUCUCCAGUAUACAAUUCAACACCAAGUUCAGACCGUGAUACAAAAAUUCAACACAGUAUUAAUAGUAUAACAAAUAACAACAAUCAUAUGGUGAAUAAUAAUAAUACAGCCUUUCCUUACAACUCGGUAAAAAAGGAUGUUGUGCCAAAUUUGGAAAUUAUUCCCACUCAAAUGAAAACAUCUCCAACAUCCAUCAAUAGUACAUCGAAUUCACAUUCUAGCCAUAAUAGUAACAGUUCAACUACUAUUACUGCAGUGAACGGAACUACCCCUCAAACUACAACAUCAACACCAGCAUCAGUAUAUCGGCCAAACUUUUCCCAAGCAUUCCAGCGUUCAACUGACACUGUGUCUCCAGCAUCAUCUGGUCCAACAGAUUUAAGUAUGAAAACUACUGCAACAAAGCCAUUGUUGAGUCACAAGCUAAGUAGUACAGAAAUGAUUGCAGUUCGUCAACUUAUCACAGGAUAUAGAGAAUCGGCAGCAUUUCUCCUUCGAUCAGCAGAUGAGUUAGAACAAUUGCUCAUCAAUCAACCAUAAUAUUGUAAAAACUUUUUUUCUUAUGUGUAUAUUUAUUAUCUCCUGUCUGGAGUAAAGAGGCAUGCAUGAAUGAAGCGGCUGUCAUUGAGCAAAUCCAGAUACAGUCUGUAAAAGAGUUGCAUACCAUUAUAUUUAUGCAAUGCCUCUUAUUAGUCAAUCGUGAGACUGAUUAAAGUACAACUAUUUGUAAUUUAUGUACUUACUGAAAAAUGAGAUUCCUGUACAUACUAAGUGUGUCUGUAUUUCAAGAUAAUUGUUUCUUUUUUUCUGAUAUUUGGGAGAAAGUGAUUAUUUCCAAAUGUAAUUUUGUCAGAACAUUUUUGCUUGUUUUUUUUUUAUUAAAUUAAAUUGGAAUACAUUAGUUUUAUGUUAUUGUUUUUAAUAUAGUCAAAUUACUUGUCAAUCUAGGGUACUGUAUUGUUAUUUAACUAUUGCCCAGAAGAAGACCAACCUAUUUAUGAACAGAUAUUGGAAAUUUCUUGGCAUUUAGAAGAAAUUUCUGCAUUCUUUACUUUGUUUGAGCAUCUGUUUUGUGAUCCAGAUAGCAUCAAAGGAACAAAGCAGGGUUUGUUUAUCAAGUGCAAUUAAUAUCUUGUUGAAGAAUUGACUCUAUUUGCAUCUUAGUAUCAGCAGUAACAUUACUCUGUAUUUCCAAAAAAUACUUUGAAUUCAUUAUACCUGGGUAGGGAUUUCCAUUAGGUUUUACUUGGCCAUGCAGAUUAGUGCAAGAUUUCUCAAAUGUUGAGCAAAUAUAAACAUGGUCAGGCAUAACUUUUCCAGUUACAUUGUUUGAUUAAAUAAUUCGUAUUACUCACUAUAAUAUUCAGAACAUACUUUGAACCGUGGGAUGGACAUGGAGGAUGUCUGAAAAAUGGCCAAAAUGCACUCUUUGCUAUUAACUUGGCCCUGCCAGCAUUGCCAAUACAUGCAUAGUACUUCAGACUUGACGAAUAAGAAAUGUGUUACAGCAAACCUUGAAAAAUCUAUUGCACACUUGAGUGGGUCUCUUUGCCUAUGGCCCUAAUUAGGAAUCAUUGGCUAUGGCCACAAGUGAUAAAGAACAGCAUGUUUCUUAUUGAUCCCUCUCAUGAGAACUUCCAUCCAUAAUCCAAAAAGAUUGAUCAUGUUAACUUCCCUGUUGCACAAUUGACCUUUAUACUACUUACUUACGUACUAUUAACAUUGUCACUUCCUUUGCGUGUGUCUUUACUUAUAUCUUUUAUGUCUUAGCUGUGAUUUUUAUGUGUCCAUACAACUUAUUUUCAAUGUAGGCCACUCAUUGUCAUCUUGUAGGAGAUUUAAGCUGUUGAAUGAUUGUUGAUCAAUGUUCACUGUUUGCUGUAGUCAUGUGUGUGUUAUUUAAUGUUGAUGUUCCUUUAUGUCUCUUACGGUUGUGGCAUGUGAUCUACAUAUGUGAAGGAGAAUGAGAGAAAAUUUGUGUCAAGAAAGAACUUACCUUGAGUUUUUAAAUGCAUGUAUCCUUCCUGGCUUUUGAUGUGAUUUCGUGCUCCUUCCUACAACCAAUAAAAUAAACAUUUUUUCAGCAA
Messenger RNA from Frankliniella occidentalis (western flower thrips), 3429 nucleotides. RefSeq names its product nucleolar protein 4-like. The transcript is spliced from 10 exons. The record is from RefSeq and is a predicted model, not a curated record. NCBI's taxonomy places the organism in Eukaryota, Metazoa, Arthropoda, Insecta, Thysanoptera, Thripidae. Bases 380 to 1882 code for a protein of 500 amino acids.